UCAUUGACUUGGCUCACAACUCGACAAGUCAUUGCCACACUUUUGAGUCAGGCUUCUCUCGAUUCAGUUCAUUCAGAGCCUGAGUUGAUUCAAGUCGUACCCAUCUCUAAUUUUAGACAGGCUCUUAACGUUAAAGAUGCUUUGUCAUAUCUCGAUCAGGUGAAGGUGCAAUUCUCAGAGCAGCCGGAUGUGUACAAUAGGUUCCUUGAUAUAAUGAAAGACUUUAAAAGUCAGGCUAUAGACACGCCCGGCGUCAUUGAGCGAGUAUCAUCUCUUUUCAAAGGGCAUCCUGCUUUGAUACAAGGAUUCAAUACAUUUUUACCUCCCGGGUAUCAUAUUGAGUGCUCAACCAAUCCUCACGAUCCUGAUUCCAUCCGUGUUACGACACCUAGCGGGACUACAACAACCUCAAUUGGUCCUAUGGAUCCACACCACGGACCGACACUUUCUACUGUAUCAAAUAUUACGAGUUCAGGAUAUUAUUCAAAUGCUA
This is a messenger RNA of Racocetra persica, 493 nucleotides long. The record is from the annotation of a GenBank genome assembly. NCBI's taxonomy places the organism in Eukaryota, Fungi, Glomeromycota, Glomeromycetes, Diversisporales, Gigasporaceae.